AGGUGGGGGAGGGACUAGGUCGGAGGUGGUGGAAGGGGAGGGGAGAGUGAGUGCGCCAGAAGGAAAAAAAUGCAUUUAUAUUCCUGUUGCUGUCAUAAGGCGACACCCCCCCCGCACGCGCACGCAGUGGAAUGUUCCGCCGGGCUCUGGGUUCUGUUGUUGUGCAAAGCUGCAGAAGGCCUGACACAGGCAGUGGGGAAGAGAGCGAGCGAGAGUGAGAGAGGGAGGAACACGGCCACGCAGGCAGGCACACACACUUGGACCUGGACGGUCUCUUUUUUUUUUUUUUUUUUUUUUGGUCUCCUUUUCAUCGGCCUGGUGAUCCAAGGUCCCCUUGGGAGGACGUGGUGAGGAGAAAUAGGGUGCUGGGACGAAGCAAGGUGGAGGAGGUGAAGGAAGGAAAGAAAGACGCACAUCAGCAAGAUCCAAACACCAGGGGGAAAAAAGGCGCCUCCUCUGUUCGCUUUUCAUCCCUCGGCCAGCGAGCGGCUAAAAGGCUCCGCUCAUGUCAGUGAACUCGGAGAAAUCCUCGUCCCCGGAAAGGCCUGAGACGCAGCAGAAAGCCUCGGCGAGCGUACCCCCUCCCCCGCCACCCCCUCCGCCUCCCCCGGAGCCGGCGGGGCCCCCGGAGCCGGAGGAGGAGAUCCUGGGCUCCGACGAUGAGGAGCAGGAGGACCCAGCGGACUACUGCAAAGGAGGCUACCAUCCGGUCAAGAUCGGGGAUUUGUUCAACGGGAGGUACCAUGUGAUAAGGAAGUUGGGGUGGGGCCAUUUCUCUACAGUAUGGCUGUGCUGGGACAUCCAAGUGAAGAACUUCGUGGCGAUGAAGGUGGUGAAGAGCGCCCAGCAUUACACCGAGACGGCCUUGGAUGAGAUCAAGCUGCUGCGAUGUGUGAGGGAGAGCGACCCCGCCGACCCCAACAAAGACAUGGUGGUCCAGCUCAUAGAUGACUUUAAGAUCUCCGGCAUCAAUGGAAUUCAUGUGUGUAUGGUGUUUGAAGUGCUGGGUCACCAUCUGCUCAAAUGGAUCAUAAAGUCCAACUACCAAGGUCUGCCACUGCCGUGCGUCAAGAGCAUCAUCAAACAGGUCUUGCAGGGGCUGGACUACCUGCACUCCAAAUGCAAAAUCAUCCACACAGACAUAAAGCCUGAGAACAUCCUGAUGUGCGUGGACGACACGUUUGUGAGGCGCAUGGCCAUGGAGGCCACCGAGUGGCAGAAAGCUGGAGCGCCGCCCCCUUCCGGGUCGGCAGUUAGCACAGCCCCGCAGCUCAAACCGGUGAGUACGACUGAUGUGGGAAAGAUCUCCAAGAACAAGAAGAAGAAGCUGAAGAAGAAGCAGAAGCGUCAGGCUGAGCUGCUGGAGAAGAGGAUGCUGGAGAUUGAAGCCCUGGAGAGGGAAGCUGAGAAGAAGGACGAGCGAGCCAACGAAGAGGGCGACGAGGUAGAUGAAGAGGAGGAGGGGGCGAAUGAAGACGAUGCGCCGGAGCAGCCGAAGCGGGAGCAGCUGUCCACGCCGACCUCGGCGCUUCCUCAAUUGACGCUGCUGGGCCCCAGCAUGGCCCUAGGAGAGAGCGAUGAGGACGACGACGAUGAGGAGGAGGACGGCGAAGAGGAGGAGGAGGAAGGUGGCGAGAGGCCCACCAGGUUGACCAAUCAUACAUGUGCAGCGCACAACGAGGAGCCCGGCGAGGAGGAGGAGUCUUCCCGCAUUAUCGACGAUGAACAAGAGGACGAGGAGCCCACGCCCGUGGCCGAGAAAGACACCCCCAUCCCUCCCGGUAAUGGAGAUUUCACACAGACGGAGGAGCGGGAGGGGGAGGAAGAGGAGGCACUGAAAGGAUCGGAGUUGGAAGAGGAGACAAGGGAGAGAGUCAACGACGAGGAGAAAGAAAAUGAUCUUGAGGAGAAGGAAACAGAAGAAGAGAAGGAAGAUGAAGAAGAAGAGGAGGAAGCAGAGGAUGACGACGACACCACCACCACCGACCUCCUCAAAUACAACAGCUCCCCCGUCAAGAUGCACCCCAAUAAAACCAACGAGCCCAAAACCAACGGCCACGUCCUUCUGGCUUCAGAGGGGCCAGACGCCCACCUGCUCCCCACACCUGAGCCUCACCUUUGCCCCCUGGUGGAGUCUGAGCUCAGCUACACCGACAGGGAUCUCUCGCUCAGCUCUGGCUACGAGAUGUUCAACGGCGAGGCGGGCGAGCCGGGACUCACCAACGGCUCGGGCGAGCGCCCGAGGGGCACCGUGGCGCUCUUUCCAGAGUUGCCUCUGGAUCCGGAGCCUGGAAGUCCCGUAAGCGGGGGGACGGGCGACACUGGAGGGGGGAAGUCGCCCGACAGCCCCGCGGCAGACCGCAGCCGCACCGUAUCGUCAUCCAGCACGGGCGACACGCCUAAAGCGCGAGCCCGAGCUGCAGACCUCCUGAUCAACCCACUUGACCCCCACAACGCCGAAUCUAUCCGAGUGAAAAUAGCUGACCUUGGAAAUGCCUGCUGGGUGCACAAGCACUUUACGGAGGACAUCCAGACGAGACAGUACCGCUCCAUCGAAGUGCUGAUAGGAGCUGGUUACAGCACUCCUGCCGACAUUUGGAGCACCGCCUGCAUGGCCUUUGAGCUGGCCACGGGGGACUACCUGUUCGAGCCCCAUUCUGGCGAGGACUACUCGAGGGAUGAGGACCACAUAGCCCACAUCAUAGAACUUCUGGGCUGUAUCCCAAGGCACUUUGCGCUCUCCGGAAAAUAUUCCCGAGAGUUCUUCAACAGAAGAGACCACAUCGCUCUGAUCUCGGAGCUCCUCGGGAAGGUCCCACGCAAAGUGUACGCUGCCGGGAGGUACAGCCGAGAGUUUUUCUCCAAGAAAGGCGAGCUGCGGCACAUCACCAAGCUGAAGCCGUGGUCUCUGUUCGACGUGCUGGUGGAGAAGUAUGGCUGGGCUCACGAGGACGCCAGCCACUUCACCCAAUUCCUGCUGCCCAUGCUGGAGAUGGUGCCUGAGAAGAGGGCGUCUGCGGGCGAAUGCCUCAACCACGCGUGGCUUAACUCGUAGCCACGCACACGCACAAUCACCCCUACCCACCCCUCCCUCGCUCCUCUGCACCCCUAACACUCCCCCUGGUGAGACAACCGCAAGCUCCUCCAUGAUGUCCUUAACGGAAUGUAAAGACGAGCGUGUGGAUAAAAAAACUUUGUGGCCGUCUUCCGAGGUGACAGCUUGUUGAAAGGACCCGAUCGGGAUUAUCGAAGAUGCUGAGCAAAAUCGGAAAUAGACCUUAUAUUGGACAAUUACUGCCCAGAGCUCCUCCUGCCAUGACCUUUGAACCCUUCAAUCGUAUCGGGGACCUUCACUGGACGCUCUCGGCGGGGCCCCGUAUUGUUUCCUCAAGGAGGUGCACAGUCACGCGUGCUUCAGUGAGCGCCAUUGCAGAAAGCGCGAGGACAAAAUACAAACAAACAAAAAACAUGCAUGGUGAAUGGAUGCAACAAAUGGAGGUACGAUUUUCGCCGAUUAUUCCCAAGUUGGAUGAAAAGGAAGGCGAGUGUGUUCUCACCCGCAAUAGUCAGGUGUUGUCGUGACCCCCCCCCCCCCUCAAUUUUAAUGCUAACUCCCCCUUUACCCUUAAUGACAAAAUGGACAUUUGUGGCAGAGGUUGCACUUGUUGUCCUUCAGGAAUUUGAACACUUUGUACAUAAAAAAAUAAGACACGGGAAAACACAUGCACACACACACCGAACAUGGAAUGAGGCUGUGACACCCCCCCACCCCUUUCCUGCAACGCCACACACACCUGUCUCCCCCUUAAUCAUUUAUCACAACUAGUCCGGUUACCUAUUUUUUGCAAUUAAAAAAAACAAAAAGUAUAAGUCAAUGGCGAUAUUUUUCAAAAAAAAAAAAAAAUCUUAUUCAUUUAAAAAACAAAAACAAGGACAAAAAAUAAUUCCACUUCUCUCUGGUUGUUGUAACCGUGAACGAAUCUUAUUCUGAGGUGACUGUGUUUGUCUAUUAGAGAUUUUUUGCUGUUAAUUAAUAUAACUAUUAUUAUUAUUAGAUUUUUUUACACCUCUCCUCUCCCUCAUUAGCUGAUCAGUGCUGCUCUAUCUGGGCUCCUUAUGGUGGUUUAACACGCAAAAAAAAACAAAAAAAAGAUUACGUUUUUGCAAUAAAAGGGUAUGUAAUUUAUUUUUAUUGCACCAAAACCUCCUUAUUUCAUUGACUUUCUCUCAGCCAUGCUGACUGUUCUUCCUGAUGACAAAAGUGCGUCUGUUGUCUGUGUUUUUCAUUGACAGAUUUAAUAAAAUGCUAAAUGAUGGACUUCGA
Molecule: messenger RNA, 4324 nt
Organism: Phycodurus eques (leafy seadragon)
Lineage: Eukaryota; Metazoa; Chordata; Actinopteri; Syngnathiformes; Syngnathidae
Gene: srpk2
Product: SRSF protein kinase 2
Exons: 17
Coding region: 506-3055 (849 amino acids)
Biological process (GO): spliceosomal complex assembly; protein phosphorylation; regulation of mRNA processing
Molecular function (GO): protein kinase activity; ATP binding
Source: RefSeq, a predicted model, not a curated record